This is a messenger RNA of Xenopus tropicalis (tropical clawed frog), 6580 nucleotides long. RefSeq names its product BRF1 general transcription factor IIIB subunit (gene brf1). Gene Ontology annotation, cellular component: nucleus. The record is from RefSeq and is marked validated. Gene Ontology annotation, molecular function: TBP-class protein binding. Gene Ontology annotation, biological process: transcription preinitiation complex assembly; DNA-templated transcription initiation. NCBI's taxonomy places the organism in Eukaryota, Metazoa, Chordata, Amphibia, Anura, Pipidae.
AUCUCGCGGUAUUUGGCAGCAGCCUAUGCCUGUAGCGCCGCCGUGCGUAGGCCGCGGAUGAAGCCGGGAAUUGUGUUUAUUUUUAAGACCCACAUGAGGUUCUAGUGGCGGGGCUGUUAGCAGUGUCCCAGCGGCAGGAUGAGCAGCCGGGUGUGUAAGAACUGCGGUUGUACCGAUAUAGACGUAGAUGCGGCCCGCGGGGAUGCGGUGUGUACGGGCUGCGGCUCGGUGCUGGAGGAUAAUAUCAUCGUGUCUGAGGUGCAGUUCGUGGAGGGCGCAGGCGGGAUCUCCUCGGCAGUUGGACAGUUCGUCUCCUCGGAAUGUUCUGGUAAAACUCCAUCACUGGGAGAAGGAUUUUACACCAGCGUGGGAAAGGAGUCCCGUGCACAAACUCUACAGAAUGGGAAGCGUCAGAUUCACAACUUGGGAGUGCAGUUACAGCUAAAUAAGCAUUGCCUGGACACUGCCUUCAACUUCUUUAAAAUGGCUGUCAGCAAGCACCUUACCCGUGGUAGGAAGAUGACCCAUGUCAUAGCCGCCUGCUUGUACUUGGUCUGUAGGACAGAAGGAACUCCCCAUAUGUUACUUGAUCUCAGUGACCUUCUUCAGGUGAAUGUGUAUGUCCUUGGCAAGACCUUUCUUCUCUUAGCCAGAGAACUCUGCAUCAAUGCUCCUGCUAUAGACCCCUGCUUAUAUAUUCCUCGAUUUGCACACUUGCUGGAGUUUGGCGAUAAAAAUCAUGAAGUAUCAAUGACUGCACUGAGGUUGGUCCAAAGGAUGAAAAGAGAUUGGAUGCACACUGGGCGCCGCCCAUCUGGACUCUGCGGAGCUGCACUGCUUGUUGCAUCCAGAAUGCAUGAUUUCCGGCGGACCAUUAAAGAGGUCAUCAGGGUGGUAAAGGUGUGUGAGUCUACACUGAGGAAAAGAUUAACAGAAUUUGAAGAUACUCCAACAAGUCAACUGACAAUUGAUGAAUUUAUGAAGAUUGAUUUGGAACAAGAGUGUGAUCCUCCUUCCUUUACUGCUGGUCAAAGGAAGGUUAAAAUACAACAGCUUGAGCAAGAGUUGGCAAAAAAACUUGAUGAAGUAGAAGGGGAAAUAUCAAGUUAUCAAGAUGAAAUAGAGAAUGAGCUGGAGAGUAGCAGACCAAAGCCCAAAGGAAUAUAUGCUUCAUAUGCUAAAAAUGGUUCAGAAGACAACACUUCUAGCAUACUUGCAGAAGAAGAUGAUGAUGAAGACCUGGAAGCAGCCGCUAAUCACUUAAACAAGGAUUUUUACAGUGAACUUGCUAAUGAUACAUCUAAAGGGAUUUGUUAUGAGCACACCGUGAAGCCACUUCCUAUAGAAUCUCUACUAGGCCCUCUCCCCACUGCUGCAAGCUUGGGGAUUACAGACUCCAUCAAGGAAUGCAUAGCAAUAAAUGAGCAAGAGAAAAGUGACAAUGCAGGAGACGGCGAACUCGACCUUAAUGGAAUUGAUGACAAUGAAAUAGACAGGUAUAUUCUCAAUGAGAAGGAAGCAGAAAUAAAGAAAGAGAUGUGGAUGAAAGAGAAUGAGGACUACCUUCGAGAACAAAAGGAAAAGGAAGCGCGUAUAGCUAAAGAGAAGGAGCUUGGUAUUUACAAAGAGCAAAAGCCAAGGAAACCUUCCAAGCGGAGGGCUCCAAUCCAAGCCAGCACUGCUGGGGAGGCAAUUGAAAAGAUGCUGGAGCAGAAGAAAAUCUCCAGUAAAAUUAACUAUGAUGUACUCCGGGACCUCAACAGCAAAGGGAGCAGUACUCCAAAGCACGAUAAGAACGAUAUGGAGGAAGGGAUCACUAGCAACCAACUCUCCCGCAGGAAAUCUGCUGCCAGUAAAAUUCUGUCCAAUCCCGUCAGCAACGCCGGCAAAAGGAUAAGACCACUGGUUUCAACGCAGCCAUCUAAGAAAGUAGCAUUUGAACAGGAAGUCAGAAAUGAACUUGAGUCAACACCCCCAAAGAUAGUAGUGGAGAGUGGGCCAGUCACAUACAAUCACGAGGAUGAUGCCGCCGCCGCCGAAGAAGAAGAGGAGGAAGAGGAAGAACACUGUGUGAGCGCACUUCAGUUAAUGGGGGGAAAUGAUUACGGCUGUGAUAUGGAUGAGGAUGAUUACUGAACAUGUGCAAAAUAUUGAUGCUUGCUUGCAAGUAGAAUUGUAUAUAUGGACUUGUAACUAUAUGCUGUUCUGUGAUCAGCAUCAUUUCCAAGAGAAUAGAUGGACAUUUGUAUUAAUUAAAGACAAAUGUUAACCUCUUUGUUUGGGUCAGUUCAUGUUGACAUUAAACCAUUACAUAUGUACUGGGUUUGUAAAACUUGAAUUUUUGUUUUCAGUUGUGUGAUUAUAUUAUAGAAUAUUGUUUCUUGCUAUUCAUCCCUAAGCAAAUAGAUGUAAAUACAGUGCAAAUCCCCUAUGGGAAUCUGGGUGCUGUACUGCUAGUAAAAACAGUUCACUGCCCCCCUCCCCAGUGUGCUCUAUAGAUGUGUAGCUGUUUUCCAUUAAUAUAUGUAUAUAUAGAUAUUAGGUGCAUAUUACUCAUUGUAUCACCUUCCCUCCAUUGAGACAUUGACUGGCAAAGACGCCCUUUGGCAAUUCAGUUAUGUCAGGAAUCAGAAGAUACUUUUUUGCAUGACAGCUGGCGGCUGCUUCUCUCAGAACCGAGGCCUUAUUAUCACUCUAAAGCAAUGCCUUUGAGCUGCCGAGAGACUGCACCACUUGUAAAAAAAAUGCAUUUACAAAGUUCUUCCUUUAGAUUUGCUUAAUCCCUCAGCAUAUUGGGUUUUGGACCAAGAUCAUGUGAAACUGGAAGGAAUCGUAUGAACCACUGAGGAUCCUUGAAGCACAACCAACUUCUGCUAUGGAAAUUGACAGGACAUAAAUGAAUCAUUUCGAUAACGAUUUUUAUCAGUUGUUUGGAUACUUUGUCCAUUUAUAUAGAAUGAAUUUCAGAUCAUUUUCUUUUCAGCAUGCAAACUUAAUGAGUGUGGUAUUUCCUUGAUUGCUGUCUCAAUGGAUCACUUUCCUUUAGAAUUUAUAUCAGGUAAUUAGACUGCCAUGUCUGGCCAUUCUGUGUAUGUCAGUGAGACAUGCAUGUACACCAUUAAUUAAUUGGUCUGUGUGUAUUAUGUGGCAUUUCUUUGUGUGUUCAUAAUAUGUCAGUGCCAGCGGCCUUGCCCCACAGGGGAGCAGCUGUAUGCAUAGGAAGUAAUAAAAGAACAAACAAUAAGUAUAUCUAGCCUGAGUAAAGGAAUGGGUUCUCCCCUAACCAGUACUUUAACACUGAGGUUCAUUUUAAUAAGGAAGAAUACUCUAAAAGGCUUUUUGACUAUCUUUUUCUGAGAAAGGUCCUUUAUCAGGUGUGCUAUGAAAACGCAGUAGGGCUGCCCUCUGUGCGGUGCUUAAAGUCUAUUCAGGACUGUAAGUAGAAAGUGAUUUAGUCCAACUAUGGACUUCAGCACAUGGGUCGAAAGGUAAAGGUCACUUGUUAAAUAUUACACCUAUAUUUUUAUGUUACACCUGAUAAAGGUUUUUACCAAAAUGUCAAACCAACUAUCAUAUUACUUCUUGGAGGUCCUAAACAUUAUUCUUUUUUAUUAGAAGUGUAUUUAUUUCAGGGAAACAGCCACAAGCAUGGUAUAGUGUGUACCAACAAUCAAAAGCAGCCAGCUGCCCUUGUGAAAAAAGUAUUUUUGCAGGAGCCCAGUCCCUUGAAAGUUCUUCUUUUGAUAUUGGGAUAUUUGAGAGAAAACCAAAUAUGAUUAAAAUAUUGGCACAAAAGGGGAUAGUCUCUAUUCCAAAUGGAGGUCUGGGUCUAUGUCAUAUAUGUAUAUUUGAAAACACCUUAUUAAUAGUUUGCUUAUUGAAUGAUAAUCUUGAAAAACUAUUUAAGCUUUAGCCACACAUUUGAGACUUAAAAUUUUAAAAUGUGGGUUGAUAUCUUGAUACUUGAUAGUUACCCCAACCUAAGGACAAGAAAACCUCAUCUAGACCUGUAUAAACCCUUAUUUGUAUAUAUGUGUAUAUCUGUACGAUAGAGCAGUAGUGUUACAAUGAUAUUUGAUAAAGAAUAGGCAUUUCUUACAUGAUUAUAGAUGCCACGUUCAGCCAGGGUGUAAGCACCAUCUGCGCACUGAGAGAGUCAGUAUGUGCACUGGAAAAUCUGUCGGUCUUUAGACUGGUCUUAACAAAUGCAUAGCCCAACCACAUGUUUGUAGACAUAUUCAAAACUCGUGUGCUUACAUUCUGACCUCUGCAUCCAAAUCAUCUUGCCCUGCCUUACUUUGCUUUAACAAUCUAAGUUUUCUGAUAAGAAAACCUGUCCCCCUGUAAAAAGGUAUAGGUAGCCAGUAAACACAAGCAUCCGAACCAUCUUUUAGCUCUCUGCACGUUGUUGUCUGUAUGUUGUACUGUUUGUUUUUUUUCAGUUGUUUGUGGCUUCUGUCAUUUUAUUUGAUAUUUAUCUCUUCCAGGUCUUCUGUAAACCACCUCUAUUUUGUAGCCCAGUCCAAAGGAAUUCCAUUUGAAAGCAUUUAGGGAGGUUACCUUAACAAUGAAAGAUCGGGACCUCUGAAAUCUGCUCUAUGCGGCUUUCAUAUAUUUUAGCCUAACCCUGGCCAAGGCAUUUUGUUUUUUUAGGGAAAUGCAUUAAAAACAUUAUUUAAGGUUGCCAGAUUAUCUCUUUAAAAUCCGGGUAAUUUAAAAGCUGUGUAGGUAAUUGCAUAUAGUUUAUAUAGCCAUAUAGUAUAUAUCCACUCAAACAACUCAUUUUAUCUUUAUGAAACAUUCCUAAUAUGGGGUGGCAAUGGUGCCUCCAAUAUGAAAGAGACAAGAUGGAACCCUGUGUAGUACAUAGCUUUUAGCAGAGCCCUACAAAAUGUAUUGUUCCUGUGAGUGUAAGGUACAUGCCAUCCUGCUUGCAUAGAUUUAGCUGAGCUCUGCAGGGGAAAUGAAAUUGUUCAUAGUUAAUGGAAUUAUUGUGGAAUUUCUGUUCAGUAUGUGUAAUGCAUUUUUUUUUUCUUUUUUUUUUUGAGCCUUAGAGUGUGCCAGGAUGUAUAGAACACUCUAUAUUUGCUGUCUUUCUUAAAGGAACAGUAACACCAAAAAAUGAAAGUGUAUAAAAGUAACUAAAAUAAAAUGUGCUGCCCUGCACUGGUAAAAGUUGUGUGUUUACGUCAGAAAGUCUACUAUAAUUUCUAUAGAUAAGCUGCUAUGUUGCAUGGGGGCAGCCAUUCAAAGGAGAAAAGGCACAGGCACAUAGCAGAUAACAGAUAAAACACUAUUGUAUUCUACAGAACUUAUCUGUUAUCUGCUAUGUAACCUGUGCCUUUUCUCCUUUUUUCCAGCUUGAAUGGCUGCCCCCGUGGCUACACAGCAGCUUAUUAUAUAAAUUAUAGUAGUGUUACUGUAGCAAACACACCAGUUUUACCAGUGCAGGGCAACAGUGCAUUAUAUUUUUAUUACUUUAAAGCUCUUUCAUUUUUUAGUGUUACUGUUCCUUUAAACAUGGAGUUGCCAGCCUUUCAAGUGGAUACAGACUGCAUAGAAACCGGUGCACUCUACAGCACACAGCUAAAUGAAUUGCUAAUUAGCCAUGCAAAUGAUUCUUUUUAUUGUGCUUUAAGAGAUAAUCCGACUGCAUUUAAUUAUGCAUACACUGUAGCAUUCCCCAAUCCAAAAAAUGCAUUGUGCAGCAGUAUGUUGAAAUAAAGCACUGUGAAUAAAUAUCAAUAUUUAUAGGUAUCAGCUGGAAAUGUGUAUUCCCAAAGCAAGGCACUUGCAGAUUCAAUACAUAUUUUAAAAAUGGAAGGUAUUAAAAAAAAAAAAAAAAAAACUUGCAAUGCGAUAUGUAUGAUGCAAAAAGGUAAAGGUAAACUUAGCAAAUUUUAUUAUAGCAAAUAAAUUGCCUUAGGAUGAUGCCAAAAUGCCCAUUGACUCUCAGCUGCAACACAAGAGCUGCAAGAUUCCAGGCUUUAUGGGGUUGCAAGCAGCAGUGACUGACAGUUUAACUAUUUUUCAGUUACUGUACUGGCCCUUUAACUUGCCACCCAUUGUUCCUGUCUGAAGAAGCCCCCCUCCUGCAGGUUGCAACAUGUGAAAAAGGCCUGGGACAGCAAUGCACAUUGUGGGGCCACAUACGACUCAUAGUCUGUUUACACGCGUGCCAGCAAAACAUAGCAACUGCUUUCCAUUCCAUUAACCAGGUGUGACUUGUACAAUUUGCAUCCUAAUGUGUUUGUACAGCUGGUAUAUAUAUAUAUAUAUAUCUGUAUAUCUUGCAUAGUGGCUGUGCAAUGGUGCCUGCAUAUUUAUACACUGGGAAAAACUAUUCUUCAGCUGUUAAUGGGUCGUUUGCACACAUGUCUCUUUUCUCCGUUACUGCAAUGCCAGGUCUCUCUGGAUGAUGUACUGAGAGUGGGAAAUGCCCUACUACUAUUUCACAUGCACUGUUCACCUGCCCGCUAUCUGUGUGUAUAUUUUUAUGGUUUUUGUUAAACAAUUUUAGUCUUUUCUCUGAACCUAUUUUGGAAGUAAACAAUAAAUAUAGGAAUAUCUUUAAGAUCUG